Molecule: messenger RNA, 3490 nt
Organism: Hemicordylus capensis (graceful crag lizard)
Lineage: Eukaryota; Metazoa; Chordata; Lepidosauria; Squamata; Cordylidae
Gene: BSX
Product: brain specific homeobox
Exons: 3
Coding region: 27-752 (241 amino acids)
Biological process (GO): regulation of DNA-templated transcription
Molecular function (GO): DNA binding; DNA-binding transcription factor activity, RNA polymerase II-specific
Source: RefSeq, a predicted model, not a curated record
GCCCGCAGCCUCCAGAAGCGGGGGAGAUGAACCUCAACUUCACCUCGCAUGCGGUGCACUCCGUGUCUUCCCAGAGGCCGACUUCUUUCUUCAUCGAAGACAUCCUGCUGCACAAGCCCAAGCCGCUGCGGGAAGUGGGGCCCGAGCACUUCCACCACAGCCCUCUGGCCUCCCGGGUCCCCCUGCUGGACUAUGGGUACCCUUUGAUGCCGCCCCCCGCCAUCCUGGCGCCUCACCCGCAUCACCCACUCCAUAAGCCGGAGCACCAUCACCACCCUUAUUUCCUGACCACUGCGGGGGUGCCUGUGCCCGCCCUCUUCCAGCCUCACCCGCACGCCGAGCUUCCGGGCAAGCACUGCCGCCGUCGGAAGGCCCGCACCGUCUUCUCGGACUCGCAGCUGUCGGGCUUGGAGAAGCGCUUCGAGAUCCAGCGCUACCUUUCCACGCCAGAGCGCGUGGAGCUGGCCACGGCGCUCAGCCUCUCCGAGACGCAGGUGAAGACGUGGUUUCAGAACCGGCGAAUGAAGCACAAGAAGCAGCUGAGGAAGAGUCAGGACGACCCCAAAGCCCCCAGCGCAGACGAGGGCGCCGAGCAGGGAGCCAGCGAGCCAGAACUGCUGCCGUCGGACAAAACCCCCGGCGAGCCACGCAAAGGCGGAGGCCACCCGCCGGCCUUCCUGCUGGAGGAAACCGAGGACGAGGUGGACAUCAUCGAGGGGGUGGAGUUGUGUGAGGCCCAGCACCUAAUAUAGCCUCCCUCCGACGCUUUUCCUGCCCCGCAGAAGACUUGGGGGCGUCGGAAUUCACCCUUCCUGCCUCUGCGUUGCCGCUGGCCGGACAAGAAGGUGGCUGGUCAAAAGACUCCUGGAUUCGCAUCCAAACUGGUGCAAGAUGGGUCUAACCCGCGUGGCCCCAGAUCCUGGGCUAAGCACAAACCCCCGACAAAUCUGGGGGAGGGGGGUAGAAAUCCACCCACCCACCCACCCUCCCAGGACUGGGUAUCGUCAUCCACAUUUCCCGGCCCUGUCGAGUUUAGUUUAAGACGGUUAAAGCCCUGAGUGUGUGAGAGAUCGUGUGAACGGGCGGGAAGGCGGAUUGAGGUUCAGGACUUGGAGGGACAGGUGGUCCGUAACGGUAGGAAACGAGGCAACAAGUUCGGACCCAGGCACUCCAUUUUCUCUUGAAGAAAACGAUAAAGACUGGGAAACCACCAGCUUUCGGGUUCUUUCCAGGGGUGAUCUCCAAACGGGACGGGGCCCUGUGCACACCGGGUCUCUGCUUUAAAAGCCCCGACUUGUUAAAUGAAAACUAGGUUUCAUUUACGGGUAAUGUGUGCGAAAUGGCCGUGGAUUCUCUGUAGGCCAGGUGGACAAUGCUCGACAUUCUUAAAUGACACGACUAAGGCAAUUUUAAAAUGCACGUGAACGCACGAUAUUGCUUCUGCACCUUGUACAGUAAUUCUCAGUCUUCGAGGCUGCGAUAGAGAACACUUCCUUGUCUCUCCCCUCCCACGCAUCCACCUGAAUCCUAUCCAGCUUUACUCGGAAGCAAGCGCCACUGCGUCCACUUUCCGUGUAAACGUGCAUACUAUUGCAAUCUUCACAAAGGAGCGUGCAAUCGGAGGGUCACCAGCACCUUAAAGCUCCGUUGAUUGCAACGAAUGCAUGAUUAGACGUGCGUAAACGUUCUCGAAAGGUGCUUGAUUAUAAGCUGAUCGUGCCCGAAAUUUAUCGCACAGUCAGAGCAAUCUUAUGCAUGCUUACUCAGAAACAAGUCCCGCUGUGUUCAAAGGGCUCCUCCCAGAAAAAUAUGCAUAGGGUGGUUGCAGCCUCUAGCAAGACUUGCUUUUGAAACAUCUUACCCUAGCAAGCUGAAGGCCCGCUCUUAUAAAAGAUCGUUGCUCUGCAAAGAGAGCAAGGAAUGUAUUUAUUUUUCUAAUUGUUUAAAUAUACGUAUAUAACACUGGAGGCAGAAAGGUCCUAAGGCGUGGUUUCGCAUCCGAAAGUUGUGCUGAACAGCGCGGAAAGCGCUACUCACAAAAGUAAACUGAAAACAGGUAAGAAGAAAGGGAGAUGUGUUUGAAAUUUGCAAAGGAAAGCAAGACUUGCAAAAAAGUAUCCGUAAUGAAGAAUCCAAAACAAAUACAUCCGGUUCAGAGAUUGGGGUGAUAUGGAAUUAACUGACAAAGUUUGUCAAGUUUUUGUCUCAUUAUGGUUUUCGUUUGUGUUAAUGUUUUGAAAAAAUGUUCAAUCGUCUACCGGUGUGGAAAAACAUUUUCUUCCAAAAUCGGGGACUGGGGGUUAGGUUCUGAGUCCGCUGUAGCGAAAACGACGAAAACUCUUGAGGCACUUUGGGAAGCCUGCAGUCCCAAAGCCAAGUUCUUGGGGGACAGCCCCAGUCAGCCCGACGGGCCUCACUUCUGAGUAAACACGUAGAGGAUUGCGCUGAAGGGCAAGGAUCCUGUGUACGCUCACCAGGGAGCCAGAUCUGUGGAACACCCGUGGGUCCGGCUGUGUGGCUUUACAGCGUGUGCAUGUUUACUAGGAAGGCAGCCCCGUAGCUAAGCUUGCACAGGAUUACAGGCUGAAGAAGCAGCUCCAAGACUCUCCUGCGGCUUUAGCCUCAGGAAGUGGUUUAAUGUUGUCCCUGAAGCACCCGCUUUCUUUCUUCUUGGUGUAUUCAGCCAGCACAAACGCACUCUCACGCAUUCAUUGUGAACACCGCAUUGCUAUUUUACUGUCCCUUCCCCAACUCCCCCCGCGACAAAACUGACUUGCAGAGAAUUCAAGAGACUCUUUGCAAUUGCACGAGAUCCGAGGAAGCGCUUCCCCCCGCGGGCCUUGUCAGUGACCAGAGAGGCCUCUUUCUGUGACUAUUUCUCUCCCACCCAUCUCUCCCGACUUUUAUUCUCGUGCGGUUGACUUGUGCCCGUGAACUUUCCUCGACUGCCUGGUAAACAAAAACGCAUUGGGGCGAUUAUUACAACAGCAGCAACAACUUUGAAAAGCUUUAAGAAAACUUGACUAGAAUGAACCCAGAAAACAUCAUCAUGAACAGCUCUGAGGUGCCUGGAGGAGGGGAGGGAGGUUUUGUUUCUGAAUCAAACGAAGAUUUAUUUUAUCCUCUGAUUUAGCGCAUCUUUCCCUCCCCCUUACAGAACGGGUCCAAUAUUCUGGGGGGAUGCAGGAGAGGACUAUGUUUUAUUGCGGGUCCAGCUACUUUGCUCGGAACGGGAUUCAAAAGUGUGUGUGUGUGUGUUGGGUGGGGUGGGGUCUACCCCCUCAGCCCCCUCCCCUCAGUCUUUGGCACAACUAGGGCAUGGAGACUGUGUUUCUCUUACUAUUACUUUUUUCUCUUUCGCUUCUGGGCUUGUUGCUUCCCUGGUCUCUCCUCUCCAGGAUGGAAAGUUGCGCAUCCUUUUAACUCAAUCCACGCAAGUCUUGCGGAAUUCAUGUAUAAGAUAGAAAGAUAACUUAUUGAAAUAUGUAUG